This is a messenger RNA of Cooperia oncophora, 669 nucleotides long. The record is from the annotation of a GenBank genome assembly. Lineage: Eukaryota; Metazoa; Nematoda; Chromadorea; Rhabditida; Trichostrongylidae.
UUGCUUAGACACAGAACAAAUUAUUGCUAUAGAAGGCAAAAGGAUCUUUCGCUAAAGCGCUUUGCAGUUCAGACUUUCUAUGGUCGAGAAGAUAAGCUGUCUUCUAGAGAGCAACCGGCAGAACAGAAAAAGAAGGAAGAAAUGGAUGCAUACGUCCUGGGCCGAUGCAGCGAGGAGGUGUUGGUCAUCAAGAGUCCUCCGCAAAACUCGCCCGGCGCUCAGGGUACGGCUCGAAGCGGUGUUAAGGUAAUGCUAAGAAAAAAACGAAUCAUCAUGAAGACACCUAGUAUGCAGCCUGCUACCUCGAUUCCUGCCAGCUUGGAACAGGCAUCACCAAACGUAAUCAAUUUUACCGUGGUUUACGAUAAGACUGGACGAGCGUUCGAGCUAAUCGAUGUGUUGAGCAAGGAACCCCCAAUCGAGGGGACUCGAACGAAGCGUGCUGAGGCGUUGCUACAGCAGAUCAAGGAUCGUCUUGAAGCGAUGACCGACCACAGCUUUAUUGUUUAUGGAAAUCUUGCUGAAUCGAAAUGGCUCGUGAAAGGCCUCGAUAAUUUGGAAGAUAAUGUCGAAGAAACCAACUUGCAGCUUCGCUUAAAUGUUGACGCUUUGGGUUUGAAAAUUAUGGCUUACAAGGUUCAUUCCGUAAAUCGCUAUCACAGAUUCUAA